Molecule: messenger RNA, 942 nt
Organism: Triticum aestivum (bread wheat)
Lineage: Eukaryota; Viridiplantae; Streptophyta; Magnoliopsida; Poales; Poaceae
Exons: 2
Coding region: 172-669 (165 amino acids)
Source: RefSeq, a predicted model, not a curated record
GCUGCGACCACUGCGGCUGCGAGGGUGGGCCCUUUCGUGUGGCCUUCGUAUCCACCGACAAGGGGAAGGGGGUGACCUCCGCCCGCCUGUACUCGUCGGAGACUGGCGCGUGGAACGACAUCACCUCUCUUCAUCACCCCGAGGCCAGUGCCCACUUUGCGGCUAGCGUCCAUGUGGGAGACGCGCUCUACUUCCGCGGCAUCGAGAAUUACACCAUCGAGUAUCAACUUACGACAGCCCGCCUGUACGUGUUGGAGGCGCUGGCCAAGUGUAAUGGGAGGCCUGGGGUUCGCCGCUGUGGAUAACACCAUCAUAACCCUGUGGGCAAGGGAGACUGGCUCUGGCGCCGGGGGAGCAGAGAUAUGGACGCAACGCAGGGUAAUCGAUCUCAAGACGCUGCUUUCUGGAGAUGCCCUCUCACACUCAAUUAACGGAAUCAAAUACUAUAGUUGGAUUCCCGUUGUAUCUGUGGUCGGCUUUGCUGAGGGCACUGAUACCAUUUUUGUUGGCACCGUUGCUUGCGUCUACAUGAUUGAACUCAAGUCAGGCCGGGUCAGGAAGGUGCUCGAUGACUUUGGGAGAGUCUGCGCCUACAUGAGCUUCUACAUUCCAGACAUGGAAGUAGCUUCUACAGCUGAGGGGCCAAAAGAGUGUGUUUUAAAUCUAUGACAAACUCUAUAUGCUGGAGCAGGGCUUCUUCAUCAAGGUGGAACUGUGGAAGUGACUUGUAGUGAUUUCAUACAUAGCCUAAGUGGUGCAUUGUGGUACAUGACUUUAUAUAGGACCUGCAAGUCCACUUUUUAUUGCUGUUCUUCACUUGGCCUUCUGGCCUUAUGGGACUUUGUUAAUGGCUUGUUUCCCUCAAAUCGUUAGCUUUGCCUCUUGGUGUCAAGUUUCACUAUGGCUUCACUAUAAGGGAUUGCAGAUCAGCAUAAUAUAUAC